Molecule: messenger RNA, 4704 nt
Organism: Belonocnema kinseyi
Lineage: Eukaryota; Metazoa; Arthropoda; Insecta; Hymenoptera; Cynipidae
Gene: dmpd
Product: F-box only protein 28
Exons: 6
Coding region: 455-1975 (506 amino acids)
Biological process (GO): positive regulation of DNA-templated transcription
Cellular component (GO): nucleus
Molecular function (GO): protein binding; transcription coactivator activity
Source: RefSeq, a predicted model, not a curated record
ACGCCAUCUUUGUGUGAUCCUGUUGGUGUACUACACAUUUACACACAGGCACACGAAAGUGCAACAUAGUGCACUAGUGCACAUCGCGAGUGAACUUGUUUCCAGAGAAAAACUAGUGUUGAAAAAAAUAGUGGGAGUAUGACAAACUCUGUGCAUUAGGAGGUGAAAAAAGAAGGAGAAAGAGUAGGAGUACAAGGAAGUGAGCUUUGUGAAGAAGAAUCGAGAUCGAGGUACGAGAAAGCAGGCGCGUUGCGUUGUUGGACUUUCGUGAUGAACGGGCGUUUCUGUGCAUGUGUGUGAGUGACUUGAUGUGUGUAGGUGAGUUUAGGUGUGUCGGGAGAGAGACGAGCACGGAGACCGAGGUACAGACACCCCGUCAAAAUGUCGCUGAAAACGCCAACACAGAUGCAGUGAUAUUUCUUCGAAUAAAGGCUGGUGAUUAGAAACAAGCAAAAUGGUGUCCACACGACAGUCGAGUAACAUGGGGGGAACUAGUGGUGGUGGUGGGGGAGGUUCGGUUUGUGAAACCGUCGGUGAAGUGGUACAACAUCGCAAAAAUUCGACACACGUGCCUGGACCGUUCUCUACACUUCAAAUAGUGGAAAGUCCACCAGCAGCAGCAACGGUAGACAUGCACCGGCAAUUAAAUCUUUUGGAUAUGCCUAUUGAAAUACUGGAAAAGAUCUGUAGUUACGUGAACUACAACACUGUAGCUAGCUUGCGACCAGUUUGUCACCAACUCGAUCGGGUCUGCGGCUCGAUUCUGAAUUCGACUUUCCAACGCCUACAGGCACAAAUGUUGAGUCGUUUCCAGGCUAUCAAAGCGCAGAUGCCUCGUCGUGAAUCUGCACGUCGAAAUCAUCCACUGGCCUGCGAGUCAGACAUUAUUGAAACACUGCACAUGCGACUUACUUUAUUGCAGAUGAGUUUCGGUAAACACAUUGAACGAAAACAUUGCUGUUUCUUCCCAGGAGAAAUUCUGGAUGAAGUAUACCGCAUUCUUCAUUACAUCAAAGUCACUCCAAAACUGGCCAGGCCUUACAAAGUAACAGAUGAGCUUUUUGAUUUGAGCACCAUGGCAAUGGAGUACUUUAAAGAACGCAUUGAACCUACUUUACCAGAAAUUCCCUACUUUGGAGCUGACUUCCUGGAUCUUACAGGCACAUUCUCCUCUGCUAGUAAUGUAAAUAAGCCUUACUUGUGCCUGGACUCUGCACCAAUGAGCGUGGGAGGAAAGGCAGGAAGUGGAGAAGAAGGAUCGCCGACUCAUUCCUCUGCUGAUGAACCCGGCGGUGGUGGCAGCGGCGGUGGGAUGUUAGACUCAAACGUCGCCCCGCCCCAGUCGAAUAUGGUUCUUCGAAAAAGAAUCCGUAAAAUCAAGCAAGGCAUGAAAAGGUACAAUAGUCAGCUGACGUUGAUGCGCAGAGACUUGCGGAGCUGCAAAGCAAAAAUCGCUGAGCAGCAAAAGCAGAUUGUUGAGUACGCUACACGGCUCGAUGAGAACGAUAAGAAAAAUGAAGAAACAUCGAGAAAAUUCAGUACACUCCUACAGGUAUUUACGAAGGAGUUGAAUAAAUGCAAGACGGAGCUUCAGUACUGGCGUUCCAGAUCGCCAGCUAUUCCAGUUUGUGGGGGUUGUGGGCAAUCCAUGCCUUUGCCUAUUGAUGAUCUGCAGACUCUUGCCAAUCAAGGUGUUUUGCCAGAGGGGGCAUUUGGGGAGGGAUUUGAUUUCAUACCUAUACCAGCAGAAACUCCGAGCCCGACGGAAUCGAUUAAUCCGCUACCAGCGCCAACUACGACACAAUCUGUCGAAGCUCCAUUGGAAAUGGCACCACCAAAAGCUCCUCCUCCUGCUGUAUCGCUUGUGUCGAAAAGGAAAGCAUCUUCUUCAGCUGCCGAAGAAUCGCCGACCGAUGGGACGAAGAAGCCACGACGCACAGCCAAGACUCGCCAGGCCAAGCGUUCAAAGGUUUAAUCACGCACAGACAUUCUGUGAUUGUGCUACGAAAGCUGUAAAUGACGCAUUUUCAUGGGGGUUUCUUUUGUAUAUGGGAAAGGGUUUUUUUUUUGUUGCAAAGGUCGCGUAACUCUUAUGUGGCAGUGCGAAAUAUAAUCUAGGCGAUCAUCCAAAAGUACAAAAUUUGUUUCCCGCUCGUCCUGCACCAAAUUUUCGCGCAACCCAGUCGCACGCUAAGUAGUGUGAAGCGAUAUUAGAGCGUCAUAGGCAACUAACUGCUGCUGUUCAUCAAUUCCUCGACGGGAAUCUGCUAGCGAUUUCUUUGGAAUUUUAUUGUGAAUAAUAGUACAUAUAGUGUGGAGAUAUUUGGGUAACAGAAAUAUACGUUGCUGCGAAUAUUGUAAAUGAAGAAAGCAUGUCAUACCGCGGCGUAAGGCAUUUUUAUACCUUCUGUUUCUUCUUCAUUGUUACGCAAAAUAGGAGAAUUAUAUUAUGUAUUACUGUGUAUAUGCGCGCAAAACGCAAAGAACGUGGAAAAACUGAAGAAAAGAAAAACAUUUGUUGCGGCUCUCUAUAAAAAUACUUACACAAAAAAAUGUGUGCAUGCAAUUGUAUACAAUAUAUUAGUUUCUUCUUUUGUGUUUUGUUAAUUUUGUGUAUGUUUGAAUGCUGCGGGAAAAUAGAUCAGUGUUUGUAAUAGUAUAGUGUGUAACGAGUGCGAGGAGGAGAUUGUUCCAAGAGUGCUACAAACUUCACACUGGUGGAAUAGCUUCUUGCACGUCACACACGAUAUUUUCUGCAAAAAGUGCAAGCAAAUGGCGAUAUUCCGGCACGAUAAAGUGUGAGGGAAUACCAUAUUCGCGCAUGCUAGCUCGCACUGUUAAAAAAUUAAACACUUUUAUGUUGAAAGUGAUUUUCAUGCACUUGUGACUGAAAAUUCAUAUAGGAAGAUCCAUUUUUGUCCUAUUCUUUUACAGGUUAAGGUAGUAUUUUGAAGUUAUUUAAUAAUUUACUCAUAAAGUUACUUCACUUGUAUUUAAGUUUAUGAUUCUAACAUGAUUUUAGGAUAAAUAAUUCACCUACAAAGUCAAAUGGACUUGUUCCCAUGGAAAAUUAAGGUGAAUUCACCAUUUUUUUAAACUAAGAUUAAUUAUUAGAGUUUUUCGGACAGUUGCAGAAUAGAGAAGUCUGGAACUUUGCGCACGCUUUACAGAAACGGAAUGUUGCCAUUCUCGUGCAUGUGUUGCACAAAACAUAUUGGUUAACUCGCACCAUACUUUAUUGGAGAAGGGGAAAGGGUUUAUUUUUUCGAUAUAUACACUUUUUGAUACAAAUCUCCAUAAAUUGUAAAAAUAUUAUUUUAAUCGCUCAUCGUCUUGUCACUUUUAUUUACAACAGUUGCAUUAUUUUUCUUUUUAUGGAAUAUUGUAUGGUGUGAAUCCGCGUACAGAGUUUCCACGUGGAAAAAAGCACUACAAAGGAGAGGUCGCGAGAUGUGCGUCACUAAUGCGACGGGGAUUUUACAGCGUGAAAGUAGAUGAAAGUUCAUCAGGUGUGUAUUCUUUCUUUCGGUUUAAUGGACCUUCGUUUCUUACCUGAUGGAUUUUUCUGCAAUUUCACCCUGUAAAGCCCCAGCCAAAUCAGCGACGCACAUCUUGCGACGCAUAUUUCGCGACACACAUCUAGCGACGCAUAUUUCGCGACACACAUCUUGCGACGCAUAUUUCGCGACGCACAUCUUGCGACUUUUCCUUGUAAACAUAUUUUGUGUAGGUCAUACUUGAAAAGGUUUCGAUUUAUCGUUGCGUGUACGGAGGCGUCUGCCUUGGAGAAUCGUUAAAGAUUGCGUUUCUUGCACGCAAGUACACAUUAAUCGUGCACUAAUUACCAUAUCAAUUCUCAGUUAUGUCUCCUAAUACUGACUUUUCACACACGGCAUCAGUUCUCUUAUACAUUUCUGAAAAAUGAGUCUGUGUGUGUAUGUGCGCGUGCACGGUCAGAAUUUAUGCAAAUAAAUACUUAGCCAAUUUUGUGAAUAAUACAUCAGCAGUUUAGAACAUUUUUUUUAACCAUGUUAUAUUUUAGCACAUCCAAUUAAACUAAUUUCCAGUGGAUUUUCAGACUUGUAUAAUUAUAUUAAUGGGUUGGAAUAUAUAUAUAUAGCUUUUUGUAGUUUUCGUCAUAUUUAGAUUGAAUUUAUAUUUAAAAAUAACAGAGUCCAGGCCAGUUUUCUUGACUUGUAAAAAGCUUAUUUAUUUAUAAGUUUUUAUAAGGCUUUUAUGCACUUUAAAUGCAACAUUGCAGAAAAAAAUCCAGUAUCGCGCAGAAGUUCUUAUCUUUUUUUCAUUACAUUUAAACGAGAGCAAGUCAAGUUCGCGAUAAUCCGAUAUGAUUCACGUCUCACUUUCAAAUUUCUCUGCAGAUGCAUUUCAAAGUUGUAUUAAAUUUUGAAGUUCGUGAUCUUUUUUUUUUUAAUAUAGUAAAGCAUAAUAUAUGUAUAGGCCUGCGAUUUCAGAAAGCGGUUAAUUGCCGAAUUUACGUUAGAAAUAAUUCGGUUGUAGGGUAGAAGAAUAAAUCACUUUGUAACUGUUAACUUGUUUAAUACAUGUAAGCAUCACACGCAAUGGUAUUUCAUUAUUCAAAAUGUAUAAUACUUUUUUUGUAAGUACCAUUAAAAGUAUUCAAUUGUCGCGUAGACUACAAUAUUAAUAGAAAGUUAGUAAAUAAAAGAUACUGAUUUUGAAUAA